Fraxinus pennsylvanica is the source of this 375-nucleotide messenger RNA. The record is from the annotation of a GenBank genome assembly. Lineage: Eukaryota; Viridiplantae; Streptophyta; Magnoliopsida; Lamiales; Oleaceae.
AUGCGGAGGCUGCCUCCGCACACGGGUUCCGCUUGUCCUUCGCACACAAGUUCCACAUUUUUUCCUCCUGUUGACAAUUUGCUUGACAGCAAUGGAUUGCAGAGAGGAUCUGAGCAAUGGAAAAAUGAACAAUCUUUCCGUCAACCAACAAUGGGUGAUGGAGUUGCUUCCUUUAGUUCAGAAGAAGAGGGUCCUGGAAUAGAAGGCUUUCAAAUUAUUGGGGAGGCUAAACCAAGAUGUAAACUCUUAGGUUGUGGAUAUCCUGUACGCAGAACUUCUCUUUGGGCCACUAAUCCAGAUUAUGUAGUGACAGCUGAUGAUGUGGACAAACUUAUAGCCGUUGAAUGCAUACCAAUGAAUGAACAAGAACAAUAG